AGCCACUCCGCAUUCAACACAAGCAAUCGAUUACGUGAAGCUAGCGUCAGUUUUUACAAGUAAUCAGAAUCGCUCGAGUUGCCCAGCAGAGUCAGUUUGAAAUACUACUUGCAGCGCACACGUCACAACAAGAUGAUCGAGAAACGACAAUGCAUUUACGCUAUGCGCCGUAAGAAAGCGAGGGAGCUACGUUCCGAGGUGCGCAAGCUGGAGUUCCAGAUAGCGAUGCUCAAGUCGCCGGUCGUAGCGACGUCGGACAAAAAACUUCGAAAAGCAACAGCAGAACAAGCAGAGCUGCUAGCCAUUGGUCGUAACAAUCAACUUCAGGUCGCCAAGGCACAGUCUGCCAUCUCCGGUUGCAUGGGUGAUUACGAUUCAUAUCCACUGCAUUCCAAAAUUCGCCUCAGUGAUGAUUGGGAUCAGCGACGUGCGACUCUUUUGUCGAUCAGAGAGGAGAAGUUGCGUGCGGCAUACGACUUUGUGAUGGAUCCAACCGGACUUCUUGAUGAUGAAGGAACAAGAUACGCGGACGAGAUGUUCGAGACGGACGACGGGGAUUGGUGCUGUAUUCGCUUUGAGACUAUCCAGUUCCCCAAUGUGGAGUCCAUUGAGCAAGUGUUUGAUGCCGUCAUGAGUUACUUUAAAAACACUGAGCUCCUCAUCUCGGAAAGGCCGGGGAACUUUGCGGUACGGGACGAUUAUGAAUGUCUUGAGGGUGGGAUCACGAACUCGCGAGUGAUCGCAACAAACAGCACUGGUAUCACAAUGGAAGCGAGUACCCUAGUCAUCUCCCAGCUUUUGAACGAAGGAGACGCGCGAUUUGGCGGCGAGCAGAUUGGAAUCAUUGCCAUCGAUUCUGUGGACGAAGAUAAACUCUUCCCUUGGGUUUCAACCGAGCGCGUGCGGCAGGAUGGGACGGGUGCAAUCGUGUUGACUGCGUCUAGAUCUUGCGACGCAUCUGAUGGUUCGAGUUCAACGGGAUCCACGUCGUCGGAAGAAGACAAUGAGGUGACAGUGACUAUGAGAAGAGCGACUUACGUCAAGCUGUACCAACCCGACUUUCCGUUGUCAGAGGAGGAGCAACAAGAUCUGCGCGAUGGGUUUACGCGUGCGGGAGAAUUCAUGAGAAAAGCUAUUCGAAGAAUCGUGUACAACCAGCACUAAACAACGUUUAGUUCAUUUCGGAUCAUGCUCGUUCUAAUUUUCUUGUCAAGGAGAGAAUCGAUUUUGAAUGCUUUAAGCGAAGCUCAAACAAUCUAUGCAGCUGACCACGCAGUAAUUCGCAGCAACUUCAAACCCGUGCUUGCAGAACAAUUAGUAUAGCACCAUCGCUUGUUCUAAUG
This is a messenger RNA of Phytophthora nicotianae INRA-310, 1343 nucleotides long. RefSeq lists its product as hypothetical. The coding region runs from base 133 to 1164 and encodes 343 amino acids. The record is from RefSeq and is a predicted model, not a curated record. The transcript has 3 exons. NCBI's taxonomy places the organism in Eukaryota, Oomycota, Peronosporomycetes, Peronosporales, Peronosporaceae.